Rhododendron vialii is the source of this 1217-nucleotide messenger RNA. RefSeq lists its product as uncharacterized. The record is from RefSeq and is a predicted model, not a curated record. NCBI's taxonomy places the organism in Eukaryota, Viridiplantae, Streptophyta, Magnoliopsida, Ericales, Ericaceae. The transcript is spliced from 3 exons. Bases 24 to 1217 code for a protein of 397 amino acids.
UCCAACAUUUCGUUGAAGUUCAAAUGUUUGUGACCAAAAUUGAUAAUCAUUGCAUUGUACAACUCAUAUUUCGGAGUAGGUGUUCGCCGAAGAAAUUGGGGGAAUUAAAUAAGAAUUUGACCGAUAAUCAAAGAAAAGCUGUUGAAGGACUUGGUUUUGGGUCGCUUCUAAAUGUCCAAUGCAAUAUGUUGCCCCGGGACUUCAUAUGGAAGUUGGUUGAACACUUCAACCCCAAGACAAGGACGUUCGAAUUUGGGAGGUUGAGGGCGUAUGAAAUCACUACUGUUGAUGUGGCACGAGCCUUGGGUCUCAAACUUGGAAGUGUCUCAGUUCCCACCAAGUGUGAAGACGAGCAUGUCAACCACAUCCAAUCACUAGUUUUAGAGAAAGGGAAAAAACUGACCAGAGGAUUGACUGUGAAGAUGAUGGAUGCAAUGUUUGAGAAGAAGACAUCUGGGAAAAAGUUUAAUACUGCUUACGUUCUUUUUGCCUUGUGUUGCUUCCUCUAUCCUACGAUAAAGGAUGAAGCAGGCCCAAAGUUAUUCCCAUGUGUUUUGGAUUUGCAUGCAAUUCCAAAUUAUGCAUGGACGCAGUUUGUUCUUGACUGGUUGGUUCGUCAAAUUACGAUGUACAAUAACAGAGGUGCGAAGGCAAAAAAAAAAGCAAGGAAGAUUGAGGCCCCGAGCAUUGAUGGUUGUGUUCUACUCCUCAUGCUUUUAUAUUUCGAUAAAGAGCAGAUGGGUAUGAUUGUUGGUCAAGAGGGUGGUCCAUUGAUUGAGUGCUGGACACAACAACGUUUCCAGGAACGCAUUAGGAAUGAGGAGAAUUUGGAUCUUUUGGACCCCACUUUAAGUCAAUUUUCGCAGCCCCGCCUUCGCCAUCUGAUCUGUAUUGAAGGUUUUCAGUUGGCGAAGAGAAUGUUUAUUCAACAGGUGGAACAGAUUAAGAAAACGGAUGACAUCUUUAUGGAAGCUCUGGAAAAUAAACCAAGUGGACGUGAUGAAUCUACCGGCAAUGUUCAAAAUAAACCAAGUGGAGAGCAAAGUGAGAGUGACGAAAGUGAUGGGGGUAGUGAAAGUGACAAAAGUGAUGAGGAUGAAGAAGGUGACGAAAGUGACGAGGGUGAAGAAGGAGACCCAAGUGACAAGAAGGAGACCCAAGUGACAGUGGUGAAGAAAGUGAAGGAAAUGAGGGUGGUGAAGAAACAAAAUGCGUAG